Cokeromyces recurvatus is the source of this 1923-nucleotide messenger RNA. RefSeq names its product galactosyl transferase GMA12/MNN10 family-domain-containing protein. The record is from RefSeq and is a predicted model, not a curated record. Gene Ontology annotation, cellular component: Golgi membrane. Gene Ontology annotation, biological process: protein N-linked glycosylation. Gene Ontology annotation, molecular function: glycosyltransferase activity. The coding region runs from base 1 to 1923 and encodes 640 amino acids. NCBI's taxonomy places the organism in Eukaryota, Fungi, Mucoromycota, Mucoromycetes, Mucorales, Mucoraceae. The transcript has 2 exons.
AUGGCAAGCUCUGAUUUGCCUUUUCCAAAUAAUGUUAGAGUAGAUAAUGGCUCCUUUUUUGGAAAUGCUCGAUUUGGACGUCGAAAAAGGAUGAUUCUUAUCUUAUUACUUGUUGCUAUUUUUUUCUUUUUAUGGUUUAAUAUUGACUUGGGUCGUUCUAAUGAUAAUUCCAUUAAUAUUUAUGUUCCCGAUGAUGCUACAGGUCUCAAUCCUGAAAACCAGAGAAUAAAAAAUGAUGUUGAUAAUUUAUCUAAUCCUAUUGUCAUCGAGGAAGAAGAAGAAGAAGCAGAAGAAGCAGAAGCAGAUGAAGAGCAGACUUUAAAGGAGGAGAUUGAAUUUGAACAAUCAGUUGAGAAGACUCUGUCGAAAUCAACUACAAUACAAAUGCAACCACAACAUUUUAAGUAUUUUAUCAUAAUCGCUUCAAGGGCCUCACAUUCAAGUCGACGUCAAUUAAUUCGUAAUACUUAUUUUGGAUUGAACGAUAAUAUUGAACCUUGUAUGAAACGAGAUAAAGGUAUAAAUUAUAUGUUUUGGAUUUAUGGCGAUGAACCAGCUAGUAAGACACCUGAAAGUCGUUUAUAUGAAACUGAGAAAAUGGAAUGGAAUGAUUUAGAAAAAGUAAACGAUACAAAAUCUUUCCAACAAGAUGAUAUUUUAAAAUGGGUGGAAAGCACCUUAGUGAAUGAACGUGGCGUUACUUAUGAUUAUUUAAUUAUUCAAGAUAGUUAUUCCUUAAUACAAUUCAACUAUAUUCAGCAGCAAAUUCAAUCUGAAGUAGGAAAGAUGUGGGAGAAGGAAAAGACGGCGACUGAUCUUGUUUGGGUCUCCCCCAAGAAUCUACAAUUCCUUGUAGCAGGUUCAGAUGCAGUUAAGAAACUUAUGGCACGUCAAACUGAAUUUGAAAAUAUCACUCCUGAAAAUCUAGAUUCCACUCUCAUGAUUAACUAUCAUGAGUUUUAUCGAUCUAUUCAAAUUCAACUUAAUUUCGUUACAGAUCCAAAGGAGAUAGAACAACUUAAAUCUCUCACAUCGGAGGCACCGGUAUUUAUUUCGGCAGAGGGUCGGUUUCAAACAUGGGAUAAUCAUGUCGAAUCUAUUCCAGAUAUGACAAUCACAGUCUCAAAUAUUUAUCAAGAUGCUGAUUUUAUCUCUAUUGCUAAAGUGUUAAACAUCGGUACCACUUUGAUCUGCAAACCUUUAGAAAAGGCAAUUAUUGCUGUCAUUACCUCUUCUUUUAUUUAUCCUGAUAGUUGUAUGGAGCCUUCUGCUGCACUUGCAGCCAAUAAUAAACGACAGUAUGCACUUUCACAUAAUUAUGCCUUUGUUGCUCGUUCAAAUGAGUUUGCUCAACAAGCAUUGCGUUCUCCAAAGAGACGUACUGUAUGGGGUAAGAUAGAUGCUGUGCAAAAAGUAUUGCCGAGAUAUGAUUGGUUAUUCUGGAUGGAUAUGGAUGCUGUCAUCAUGAAUCCCAAUCAAACUAUACAUGGUAUCUUGGAUGAUUUAAGAGUCAAAUAUCCCAAGGGACCUCGUGGAUUUGAAGAAGAAAUUGAUUUGGUGAUCGCAAAGCCUACAAGAGAUAAAAUGAUUAAUGCAGGUGUCUUUCUUUUACGUAAUACAGCUUGGGCACAAAAAUUUUUAAAUGCUGUUCAAGAAUCAAAGGAGUGGUAUAAUAAGGGCCCAUCUUACGAACAGGGUGCUAUGUGGGAUUUAAUUCAAUUACCUGGUUACAAGGAACACGUGCUUUUACUUGAUAAUGACGAUCAUACCUUUAAUACCCUUCCUUCUCGCUAUGUCUCUGGUGAUUUUAUUGUUCAUUAUGCCCCAGAUAAAUGUCCAAGCCCUGCUGUACUGAAUGGUCUCGAAAUAGCAGAAAGAAUUCAACAAGGUGAAGAUAUCACUUCUCUUAAGGAUGAUAUGUAA